Hylaeus volcanicus is the source of this 2474-nucleotide messenger RNA. RefSeq lists its product as uncharacterized. The transcript has 4 exons. Lineage: Eukaryota; Metazoa; Arthropoda; Insecta; Hymenoptera; Colletidae. The record is from RefSeq and is a predicted model, not a curated record. Bases 95 to 2365 code for a protein of 756 amino acids.
AGAUGAACGUAAAUAUUACCGAAUUUGAACAAAUAAAAGUUCACGUUGAAAGACGAAAUAAAAUUCUGCACGAAUUGCAAGAAAUUUAUACGAAAUGUUUGUCGCCUCGGACGAACGACAUAGGUCGCGUAGUUCUGUGUGCAAUCUGCCGGAUGCAAUAAGAGGGUCGUACUCACCUAUUGUGGAGGAUCUUUUGAAGGAAAUGAAUGAAACGAAAUUAAGGAAAUUUAAUGAAAAUGAUAAUGAUGGUAAUGAUUGCUAUCGGUGUAAGCAUUUUUUGAAUAUACCGCAAAAUUUGAUCAAAGCUUGCGAAGAACUGUCGGAUUGCACGGAAGAGUACGAGGCUGAUUUAAUUUUCGUUCAGGCUGUGGUUUGGCUAAAGUCAGCGACAACGUUUAUGAAAGAUAUCUCCAUCGAACAGUUUCAUUUGAUAUUUCACAAACAAUGGAAUCUAAUGGAAAUUCAUCGAAAUAGAAGGAAUGCAACACGCAAGGAUUUUGAAAGCUUAAAUCUGCAUACGAUUCCCAAAUUUCUACUGGAAGAAUUACACUGCGACUUUCUAGAUUCUCCUAAACCAUUUGACACAAGUAAGAAAAGCUUCGAUAGCGAUCUAGAGUAUGCCAAUUCUAUUGAUUUAGUUAGCAAUAUCACGUGGAAUAGAAAUUCCCAAUUAUCCCACUGUGACACGAAACAAGACGACACAGAUUUCAUAAAGUGUUGCACCGACCUAUCCAUCUUCGUUUCUCGAACUUCUGAGAUACAUGUUCAGAGUGCAUGCUCUCUUAUCACAGAUAAAAGCACAACCUCUGAUAAGUCCAUUAUUCCAGAGUCGGACAGGGAAUAUUCAUCCUGUUCGGAUAUAUUCAAAGAUUCCUUAGAGAGCGAAGAAAUUAAUAAUGCAGCAGAAAAUAAAAAUGAAAAAUCUGUUGAGAGAAACGAAUUUAUUGUUGGAGUAUCGAUGGAAGACUCUUUGGUCGCUACUCGUGCCACUGAUCCCUCAUCGAUUCGUUCAGAGUUUGAAGAUGAAUGGAAUAGAAACGAUUCGGAUGUUACUAUGUUUGACAAUGACUAUUCACUGUCUCGAAACAAUGACAAUAAAUUGACAUCGGAAUCAAGUAGUCAGUCAAUAAUACAAUGCACAAACGAAUCAGAUUCCUAUCCUCGAAAGAAAAAUGUUCUAAUUCCACCAAAGCAAGUUAAUAAAGUUAUUAAUAAUAGUUCUUUUCUGAAAGACAGUGCCUACGAUACUUAUCCAUUAAGCGGGGUUCGUUGUGUCAUCAAAAACGAUGAUACCAUAGUUUUAUCAAACGGAGAGAUUGACAAUACUGUUGUCUACCAAAGUGCAAUCAGUUUGGAUUGUUUUACUAUGCCCAAUGAAAAUUAUUUAUCUGAUGGGAAACAACAGUCAUGGUUAUCCUCGUUGAAAUUGACAUUGGAUCAGGAAAAUGAAAGGACAGAUUCGUUUAUGAUAGAACCUAGUCAAAGAAAUGUGGAAAGACAAGAACAUAAGGACUUCGAAGAGGAUGUGAAACUCAUGGAACCUCAUGCGAAAAGGAUAAAAUUAGAAUGGGUGAAUGAAACUGAUCGUAUGGUUGAGACGAAUACUGAAGAGAGAAAAGAAGGAACGAUCUCCUCUAAAUGGCUGAGAUUUACCCUGGAUGCUCUAAGCAUAGAUGAAGUUGCUUUCCAAUCGGUCAAAGUCAUUCUUUUGAUGCUUCAAGAUGAGAGGAUAGCGAAGCAGUACACGAAGAAAAGGUUUUGGAGUAAUACUCUAGAAAGCGAGGCUGUGAAUGCGAUAGUAAACUUUUGUGAUGUUUUCGAGGCAGAAAAGAGAAGCAACGCUUGUACACAAGAAAUUGUCCAAACGAUAACUGACACGUUGGAGAAAAUUAUAGGAAAUAGCGAAUUGAAUAAGGUAACCAUACUAAUUCAUCAGACAUCCAUUAUUUUAGAACUGUGCACUUCUAUGAAAGUUUGCAUCGAUGUGAUAAACUACUUAACUGCGAAGCUGAAAUCACAAGAAAGUAUUUUAGUUUCUUUGAUGAAUAGCAAGAAAGCUCAUGUGCACACCAUAGUAAAUCAAUUACAUAUUACUUUCUAUGCGUUAACUUUUUGUUUGAAAAAGUAUCGAUCAGUUUUUUGUAACAAAGAUAAGAGUCAAUUAGAAGAAGAAAUGAUACCACCGGUUAUUGAUUUAUGGAAGAAACAAUUGCCAUUUGAGAAUGCAAUAAUAGAAGAUAAUGUACAAAAAAGGGAACAGCGAUGGUUAACGAUUCUAAAUGAUUUCACAGUAAUUGCUGCGAACGACUUUACCCAAUUUACGGAAAAUUCACGUAGAUUAAUCGGUAUACUGACAUGUAAAUGAGUAGUGUUCUAAUUGCAACAUAGUAUUAUACACUAGUGCAUCUACAAUGUAUGAAAUUUCGUUUUUAUGAUUGUAUUAUUUUAAAUAAAUAAUAAUUGUUAUUGCGAAA